Molecule: messenger RNA, 507 nt
Organism: Ustilaginoidea virens
Lineage: Eukaryota; Fungi; Ascomycota; Sordariomycetes; Hypocreales; Clavicipitaceae
Exons: 4
Coding region: 1-507 (168 amino acids)
Biological process (GO): endoplasmic reticulum to Golgi vesicle-mediated transport
Cellular component (GO): TRAPP complex
Source: RefSeq, a predicted model, not a curated record
AUGCGUUACCGGCAGACCGACUCAACCAGUCUCGUGGGCACCAUGACCGUGUUCGCCUUGAUCAUCAUCAACAAAGCUGGUGGCUUGGUCUACAACAAGACCUUCUACGAAGGCGGCCUCAGGAAGAUCAGUACAAACGACUAUCUCGUCCUGGCUGGUACCUUCCAUGGCGUCCACGCCAUCGCCUCCAGGCUCAACCCCGUCAGGCCGACUGCCCUCGCGCCCGGGACCAAUGGUGUUGUGAAUAGACCAGAGCCUUCGUCUGGCCUGGAGGUUCUGGAGACGGAAAACUUUCGACUCCAGUGUUUCAACACCUUGACCGGAACCAAGUUCCUGUUGUUCACGGAUUCCACGCAGGCCAAUGUGGAUGUCACGAUUAAGAGGAUGUACGAUCUAUAUUCGGAUUACGUGAUGAAGAACCCUUUUUAUGCAUUGGAGAUGCCCAUUCGUUGUGAUAUUUUUGACAGAAAGCUAUCGUCGUAUAUACGAGAAAUUAAUAAUCGAUAG